GUGUGAAGGAUGGGAGAUAAAACGUCCACCGCUCUGAAGACAGAUGGAGUAUCCUUUGUUCUGAGCAGCACCCAGCAGGAUGACUGGUCCUCUCACACUCUGCUGCCUUCUCUCUGCUCACACUCUCAGUCUAACAGCUGGUUAUUUAAGCGUUUCCAUUCAGCCUCUUCCUUCUGUUGUCAUUGGAGACACAGUCACACUCAAAUGCAACUUCCAAACAGACGGCAUCCUCAGAGAGAUUGUCUGGUUUCGGGUGAGCACACAGGUGGUUGAAGGAGGCAGUGCCAAGCAGAAGAUUUUCACCUAUGAUGCUAUGUACAACAGCACCUACUCCCACAUGGAGGACAACCACAGACGAGAGGACCUGGUCUACCAGUCAACUGUGCGGCUUCCUGAGGUCCAGAUGGAAGAUGACGGCUUGUAUGAGUGCCAUGUGGGGAUCUAUGACAAGAGCUCCACAGACAAAGUGAUUCUAGCCUCUGGCAGCAUCACCCUCACUGUCAUAGUACCUCCCAAGUCUAUCUCUGUGGUGGCAGCCAACAGCCCGGCUCCUUUCAGCCGCUAUGAGGCCCACAACUUCACUCUGGUUUGCAUUGUUACAGGAGCAAAGCCAGCUCCCAUGGUGUACUUCAAGCGAGAUGGUGAGCUUAUCGAUGUGGUGCCAACUGACCAGUUGUCCUCAAUGGAAGACCCAAGCAAGGGUCGAGGUCUAGAAAAAAGCUUUGACAGGAGACUAGUGGGGCUAUGGAGCUCCCGGGCUCUCACCAGUGGAGACCUUGAUGACACCAAACUCAAGAAGUCCCUGCUGGAACAAGAGGGGAAGCUUGCUCGGCUGGGCCAAGAUGGCCCAGAUGGCCUCGAAAAGGGCAGAGAACAUGGGUCCAAGUCAGACUCCGAGCCAACCACCGAGGUGAUUCCUGAGACGGUGGUGAGCCGGGAGUUUCCCCGCUGGGUCCAGAGCAGUGAUCCGCUCUACUACUUCCAGCAGCAGCAGCAGGCAGCACGUGACGGCACCAUGGAGGUGAGAGCCAUGCUGACCUGGAGCCUCAACCCCCAGCUGGACAAUGAGGCUCUGUUCAGCUGUGAGGUCAACCAUCCAGCUCUGUCCAUGCCCAUGCAGGCCGAGGUCACACUGGCUGCUCCCAGAGGACCCAAGCUGUCCAUGAGCCCCAGUAAGGCCACUGUGGGAGACACCGUGCGGAUCACUGUCCAGGGCUUCCAGCUGGGACCUUCUGCAAGCGAGGUCUUCCCUGAGCCCAUAUUCACCUGGACCAAGGUCGGCGGGACACUGCUAGAUGGCAGAGAAGAACAUAACGGAAGGGAGCUCAUCAUGGAGAGAGUUCCUGCUGAGCUCAAUGGCUCAAUGUUCCGAUGCACGGCCCAGAAUCCUCUUGGGUCCACAGAUACCCACACCCGCCUCAUCGUGUUUGACAACCCAAGACUGAGGAAAAGACAAUUUAUUGCAAUUAACGCAGCAGCCAGAGAGUGCCCCCUCAUAUUGACCUCCAUGUUGUUGCUGCUGAGCCUCACCUGCGAGCUGACGUGACCCAGGACUCUGCUGCACCUCCACACACCACCGGCAUCUACCUGAGGCAUCUUUAAUGACUCCCCGGCAGUAGGUAAACCCCAACCCAGCUGUUCCAGCAGAGCUAAACAGUAAAGGUGUAGCAAGACUGGGAGAGAAGACAGACACUGACACAGCAUCAGCCAUAGAGCAAAGGUCCAGAGGCUGUACAGCAUGCCCUCACACUAUGAGCAACUUUGCUGAUGAGUUACACUAAUUUCACUGAUUAUGAGAGAGGCUCUAAUUGCAUCAUACUAAGGAAAAGGUUGGUGUAGUGUGUAUGAUGUCACCUACAAAUCUCUGCAGGGUUGACACUAGAUCCCAUGGAAUAAUAGCACUGGAUUAUGGUCAAGUUUUUCUCAAAAGUUUGGAGUGAUAUUACAUGCAUUAGGGGAGGAGCCAUCCCAAUAUUUGCCACAGUGGCAGUGCUAGAAUUUGACCCAUUGUCAGUGUUGGGCAAGUUAAUUAUAAUAAUUAAUUAAUUAACAUUAUAGAUUAC
Molecule: messenger RNA, 2063 nt
Organism: Perca fluviatilis (European perch)
Lineage: Eukaryota; Metazoa; Chordata; Actinopteri; Perciformes; Percidae
Product: immunoglobulin superfamily member 21-like
Exons: 10
Coding region: 80-1546 (488 amino acids)
Biological process (GO): heterophilic cell-cell adhesion; homophilic cell-cell adhesion
Cellular component (GO): adherens junction
Source: RefSeq, a predicted model, not a curated record